This is a messenger RNA of Cotesia glomerata, 1942 nucleotides long. RefSeq names its product sideroflexin-3-like (gene Sfxn1-3). Gene Ontology annotation, biological process: serine import into mitochondrion; monoatomic ion transport. The coding region runs from base 524 to 1498 and encodes 324 amino acids. The transcript is spliced from 5 exons. The record is from RefSeq and is a predicted model, not a curated record. NCBI's taxonomy places the organism in Eukaryota, Metazoa, Arthropoda, Insecta, Hymenoptera, Braconidae. Gene Ontology annotation, cellular component: mitochondrial inner membrane. Gene Ontology annotation, molecular function: monoatomic ion transmembrane transporter activity.
GAAAGACCGCGAGUGAGCCGCGCGCACGCCAACCAGUCAGAUCAAUGUGAACUUGAUUCCGCGGCGAUUCUGUGCCGAAGGACGGGCGAGGUCAUCAUAAUUUAUUAUAUUUCUGCUCCGUAGAUACCAGAAAAGCUGGUUGUAGCUGUAACACAAGAAAUAUACCUAUAGUUACUCACAAUACGUGAGACGGAGAGAGAUUACAUUAUAGUUUACACGCGUUACGUUUAACUUAUAAUAUAAUAACGUUGCAGACGCCAUCUGUAAUCUUAACACAUGUCGCAUGUCAGAAACCAUCAGUGUACACUAAAGUCGGCGCUUUUAGAGUGACUUGUGCCAUAAAAUAUCUGCAGAGGUUAAAUAUAAGGCCGUAAUAUAUAUAAUAUACAAGGAUCGUAGAUAAAAUAAAAUAUAAUAUAAUAUCGUGAACGAGGAGUAUAGAGAGAAAAUAGACCUGACUUGUAAGAGGGGAAAGUUUGGGAUCAGGACACGUGAAUUCUAAUAUUCAAGGACAGGAACAAAAAUGUCGGGCUCUAAAGUUCAGAGAAUUGAUUUAGAAAAGCCAAGAUGGGAUCAAAGUACUUACUUAGGACGUGCCAAGCAUUUUUUCAACUUAACUAAUCCCUUGAAUGUGUUUGCGUCAGACAGUGAACUUGACAGAUCACGGGAAAUUGUUUCUAAAUACAGAAAAGGAGAAUCGCUGGAAAGCCUGAAGAUAACCGAAGAUGAACUGUGGAAGAAUAAAUAUUUAUAUGACAGUGCGUAUCACCCAGAUACUGGAGAAAAAAUGCUCGUUAUUGGACGCAUGAGUGCCCAAGUUCCCAUGAAUAUGUUUAUUACUGGCUGCAUGUUGACUUUUUACAAAUCUACACCAGCUGUCGUGUUCUGGCAAUGGUUCAAUCAGUCCUUCAAUGCGGUGGUUAAUUACACAAAUCGCAGUGGUGCCAGUCCAAUUCCCACUGAAACUUUGGUACGCAGCUACGUAGGCGCAGUAGGUGGCGCAGUUAUCACUGCUUUGUCACUGAACCGUUUGGCGCGACGCGCGCCCCCUCUGGCAGGUCGUUUGGUUCCAUUGGCAGCCGUAGCUGCUGCUAACUGCGUGAACAUUCCACUGAUGAGGAUAACUGAGUUGCAAGAAGGAAUUGAACUUCAAAAUGAGGAAGGAGCAAAGUUGGGCAAUAGUAAAAAAGCUGCUCGGGAAGCCAUUGCUUCUGUUACUAUGUCCAGGAUUUUGAUGGCAUCUCCUAGUAUGGUUCUUUCACCAAUACUGAUGAACUUCUUGGACCGACGCAACAUGUUAGCGAAAGCAAAAUGGGCUGCAGCGCCAAUCCAAUUAGCAGUUUGUGGUGUCUGUUUAACCUUCGCAACUCCUUUGUGCUGUGCUCUUUUUGCUCAACGAGUGCCAGUUACUAUCGACCACCUAGAGCCUGAAGUACAGGAAGCAAUCCGUGCUAAAAAUCCAACAAUAAAUAUGCUUUACUACAAUAAAGGGUUAUGAACGGUGACAUACAAGGUUAUGUUUUAUCCCAUAAGUUUCAAAAAAUGGGCGCAAUUUUCUUAUUGUUACGUUUAAUCAAUUUUACAUUGAUAGAAAAAUUAAUUUUAUUCAAACGAAUAGAAAUUCUUUAACUGAAAGAAAAAACUAUUCAAAAGUUUUCUCUUGAAUUUAGUUAAUUUUUCUAUCAGCUAACAGAUGGCCAUAUUGUUAGAUAACUGUUUUGUUGUGGUUAUGUUACUGUUACUCGCUGCGAAUAAGAAUCUCAUAAACAUUCCUCAGAAUGUAUUGUACACCUAACUGUGAAACAAAGACACUUAAAACUUAUAAAUACAAAAAAACAUUUCAUUAUAUCUAAGAAAUAAGAAAUGAAUCUCUGGGAGGCAUUUACGAGGACUGAGAUCUUACUCAGGGGAUAAAUGACAAUAAAUAGAUGAUUAAUCUAAA